CAAAGCUACCAAAAUGGCGACGACCACAAUAUUCGCUUAUAUAAAACUAGACUAGUAAUACUAUGAAUAUGAAUUAAAAAUAUAAUCAUUUAAAUGGAAUAAGCGUUCAUAAAGCUCCUACACUAGAGCACUAGACUAGCUUUGAGACUUUUAUUUAUCAAUUUUGUCUUUUACACUUGUUUUUGUGUGUGUGUGUGUGUAAUACACAAAGCGGAAAUUACCCAACUUCCUUCUCGCCUUCUGUCAGUUCUGAUUUUUUAAUUCAAUUUGAAGGAAACAGAUCAAGAUCAACCUGUAGCUGUCAAACUAUCAUUUAUCACUGAAGUGAUAACACUAGAUCUAUAUAUUUCUAAUCAGAACAAAAGGAAAAUGAUAAAAAAAGAACUACAUCGACAGCCUACACUACCACAUGUAUUAACUGAAUAUGGCUUUCAGGACUUGGAAGCAGAGAGGUUACAAAAGGCUAAAGAAAAAGAAAAGGAGAGAAGAAAAGCAGUUAAAAAGCAUGACGAAUCCAAUUUUGAUGAUUAUGAACGAGAGAGAACUUUGGAAAAGGAAAAAGAAAGGGAUGAGCAAUGCCUUCAAUUAGUCAAAGACAUCUACAAACUGAGAGACUACUACUAUAAAGAAUAUAAUGCACUUCUGGCAGCCAAAGUUGAAAAGCAAAGAGAACAGAUAAAAGCCAACGAUGCAGCCAGGUCAAAACUAAGAGAAGAGCAAGAAGAAAAAGAAAGACAAGAGACUCACAAAGUAAAGAAAAGAUUAAGGCGCCACACACUGGAUCAAAAACUGCCAACUUUCUAUGUUCCUAAAACAGAUUUAUAUUACAUUGUUGGACUGGAAGAGAAGCUUAGACGUGAAGGAAAACUGAAAACUGUCAUGGACUACAAUAAGUUUAGAAAAGAAAUCAGUGAGCCUGAAACUUUUUAUAAGCACUUCAAAGUCCAGAAAAAUUUAGAUCAGACAAAGUAUACAAGUUCAUUAAAUGAGCACCAGUCUAGCUACAGCUGCGGAGAGUCCAGCGAUAGUCUGUACUCUCUGGAGCCUAAAGUGAAACUUGAUGACAGGCCGUUGGGUCGGAUCUCUGAGUCUCAGGAGUCAACAAGGUCAGACAACUGGGCUGUCACCCAAAUGUACCACUCUCAAAGUAAACAGACAAAAAGUGGCUCUGGAGUUUCAUCGAAAGCAGAUGACAUUGAAAAGAAGUUUCCCAAGUUGGACAUGCCAAAACUGCAUUGUUUUACAAUGGACUUGAACAGGAAACUCCCUGAUCCAGAAGAGGUUCGUGUUGAUGAAGAUUUGAAGGCAAAAGAACUUCAUCGCAAGAGGAUGGCCAGGACUGUGACUAAAAUGUAUCAACUUGCAAUGAGUAAUGCAGCUGUAUCAGCCAGAAUCAUGGACCAACAUGAAGACCUGAAAAUGUUUUUGGAAGGUCCAAGUUUGAGUGAUGUGAUUGCAGACAGACAUUGGCUGGUGGCCUAUGGUAUGAAUGAUUUGAAAGAAGAAACACCAGAGUCCAGUUGUCCAUCACCAUCUCCCACACAGAGCAGGCUGCAGCCUAUACAAGAAGCAGAAAGCUUAAGAGACACAUCAGUUCAAGAGGUGGAAGAAUGUCAAGAAAUGUCAACUGUUCCUGAUGAGAAAAAAUCGUUGGUCCCUUUGACUAUGGAAGAAAUUCGAACUAAUUGUACCAUUAAGGAAACCAAGGCAUUGAGUACAUUGUGGCACAACUACGUUCAAACUGGGAAAUAGGAAUAUUAUAUUUGUUUAUGGAAUUAAAUAUAUUAUUUGUUUUAAAUUACUGUAUUUAACUCUUUCACGCCUAAUCGACGAUACCAUCGUUGAUUUGACCUGAUUAAAUUAAAUUAAUUUU
Molecule: messenger RNA, 1873 nt
Organism: Biomphalaria glabrata
Lineage: Eukaryota; Metazoa; Mollusca; Gastropoda; Planorbidae
Product: histone-lysine N-methyltransferase, H3 lysine-79 specific-like
Exons: 14
Coding region: 370-1752 (460 amino acids)
Source: RefSeq, a predicted model, not a curated record